Messenger RNA from Verruconis gallopava, 573 nucleotides. RefSeq lists its product as uncharacterized. Lineage: Eukaryota; Fungi; Ascomycota; Dothideomycetes; Venturiales; Sympoventuriaceae. The transcript has 2 exons. Bases 1 to 573 code for a protein of 190 amino acids. The record is from RefSeq and is a predicted model, not a curated record.
AUGAUGAUUCUUCACUUAAUAUCUUUGUUUGUGAUUAACUUUCCCGCCGUUCUCGCAGCCUCUCCUCCUAUCACGAUCUACGCAUGGCCGCUCUCCGCGCCUUCGCCGAAGCCAUUCGCUGAGAUAGUACUCCCAUCUGCUACUGACGGUACCGCAGAAGUGCGUACCAAGAAUAUACCGAACGUAUCCGACGGUGAAAUAGUUAGACUAGGCAUACUCGAUGAUAAGAAGGCAUGGAGUGGCAUUGCGACGAGCGCAGACUCAUUCAGGCCCGGCAUAGCUCAAAGGCUGUCGUUGCACACGAAUACAGAAGGCCAAGUCGUUCACAUUGGCUUUAGCUCAUUUAAAGCUGUUCCACAAAACAAAGGAAUUCAAGGCGACGAUAUUUUCGUAGAGAUAGUGCCUAUUCAGAUGGGUGUGCAACCUGUGCUGAAUAAGCCAGUCAUUUUGAACGCCGAAGGAAAAGUGGAUAAACCUGGUCAAGAGGAUAACAGGACCUUCUUGCAGAAGUACUGGUGGGCUAUCCUGCUAUUCCUCGUCCUUCAGCUCGCCGCCGGCGGAGGAAAAGAGUAG